This is a messenger RNA of Orcinus orca (killer whale), 950 nucleotides long. It is a transcript of the gene RGS13, whose product is annotated as regulator of G protein signaling 13. The record is from RefSeq and is a predicted model, not a curated record. Lineage: Eukaryota; Metazoa; Chordata; Mammalia; Artiodactyla; Delphinidae. The coding region runs from base 374 to 874 and encodes 166 amino acids. The transcript has 4 exons.
UUUUUCAGUAUAUUGAGAGAUCUUUCUAUAAAUAAGAGUUCUCCAAAGUGGGACGACUUGGGAGUUGGUGAAUUCAUUGCUGGGAGCCCUUGCAUGGAAAGAUCUUUUUCAGAGAGCUGUAUUUUUUGAAAGCUGUUAUUAGAGAACGGGUGGGCCAGAAGAGUUCUAAAAUCACAACUCAAAGCACCUAUAUUCCUAUAAAAUAUUUAUGAGAUGAGUCAUUUUAUUCUCUUCCCUCCUUCCCAUCCCCACCAGUGGUUGCGUUCCAUUAACUUCAAGAACCCAUCCUUAUUAUUUUAUGAUUUAUAACUUUGUUCUUUAGAAAUUGACUCUAAUAUAUAAUCAUUUUAAAUCACUAGAUUAUACUAAGUAUAUGCUGCAUUUCUUUAGAAAAAUGAGCAGGCGGAAUUGUUGGAUUUGUAAGAUGUGCAGAGAUGACUCUAAGAGGCCUCCUUCAAACCUUACUUUGGAGGAAGCAUUACAGUGGGCCCAGUCUUUUGAAAAGUUGAUGGCCACGAAAUAUGGUCCGGUAGUCUAUGCAGCAUACUUAAAAAUGGAGCACAGUGAUGAAAAUAUUAAAUUCUGGAUGGCGUGUGAAACCUAUAAGAAAGUUGCCUCACAGAGGAGCAGAACUUCUAGGGCCAAGAAGCUUUAUAGGACUUACAUCCAGCCACAGUCACCUAGAGAGAUUAACAUUGACAGUUCGACAAGAGAAACCAUCAUCAAGAAUAUUCAAGAACCCACUCAAACAUGUUUUGAAGAGGCUCAAAAAAUAGUGCAUAUGCACAUGGAAAGGGAUUCCUAUCCCAGGUUUCUAAAGUCAGAAAUGUACCAGAAACUUCUGAAGACUAUUCAACCCAACAACAAUUCUUGACCACCACUCAAAAGUUUAAAUUGAAGCUGGUAUACUGAAAGUCCUGGCUUUGUGCUUUUAAUAUAUAUAUAUAUAU